UUCAGAGCUCAGAGUUCUUCUGUGUUCACAUGCGAUUUCUUUCGUUUCAUUUCAUCGCUUCUUUGAAUACUCCGAUUCCGAUUUAAUGGAAAUUUCUUCGAUUCCGUUUCCCUGCUCAGACGACGGUUCCUGGCCGAAUCUGUUGAGUUUUUUCCAGGAUUUUGAUUUUGCUCCCCAGCCGGUUAAGAAGCAGAGAACGGAUGAUAAUAAUUCUUACUAUGAUCAUUCCGAUUCGUCGGUGGAGGAGAUUCUGAAUAAGUUUCUUCCGGCGGAUAGGGAGCCCCCGAUGACGGCGACGCCGCCGCCGCAGGCGGCGGCGGCGGAGGAGAAGGGGAAUGGGAAGCGCGGUCGGGAGUCUGUGGAUGUUGUUAGUACGUCGGAGGAUUCUUACGCCGCCGGCGGAGGAGGAGGAGGGGGAGGGGGAGGGGGGCAGCAUCAGCGGCGGUUAUGGGUGAAGAACCGAUCGAAGGCGUGGUGGGAGCAGUGUAACGGCCCGGAUUUUCCGGAGGAGGAGUUUAAGAAGGCGUUUCGGAUGAGCAAAGCGACGUUCGAUAUGAUCUGCGAGGAGUUGGAAUCUGUGGUUACGAAGAAGGACACGAUGCUCCGGCAAGCGAUUCCGGUGCGGCAGAGGGUGGCGGUCUGCAUUUGGCGCCUCGCAACCGGUGAACCUCUCCGAGAAGUAUCGAAGCGGUUCGGAUUAGGGAUCUCCACGUGUCACAAGCUCGUCCUCGAGGUCUCCACCGCCAUCCGAGGAGUCCUCAUGCCCAAAUUCCUCCAAUGGCCAGACGACUCCAAAAUGAACCAAACCAAACGCGCCUUCCAACUCCUCUCCGGAAUCCCCAACCUCGGCGGCGCAAUGUACACCACUCACAUCCCGAUCAUCGCGCCGAAAGCCUCGGUCGCCGCCUACUUCAACAAACGCCACACCGAGCGCAACCAGAAGACCUCCUACUCCGUCACGCUCCAAGGCGUCGUCGACUCCAACGGCGUCUUCACCGACGUCUGCAUCGGCUGGCCUGGAUCCAUGUCCGACGACAAAGUUCUAGAAAAAUCCGCGCUCUUCCAGCGCUCAAAUCGCGGCCUACUCAAGGACACCUGUGUAGCCGGAAAUUCCGGAUAUCCGUUAACAGACUGGACUCUUGUUCCGUACACGCACCAAAAUCUGACGUGGACACAGCACGCCUUCAACGAGAAAGUCGGCGAGGUGGAGAAGGUGGCCAAGGAGGCGUUUAUGCGGCUCAAGGCGCGGUGGAGCUGCCUCCAGAAGAGGACGGAGGUGAAGCUGCAGGACUUGCCGGUGGUGCUCGGCGCCUGCUGCGUUUUGCAUAACAUUUGCGAAAUGCGAGGGGAGGAAUUGGAGCCGGCGUUAAGGUUUGAUCUCUUCGACGACGAAAUGUCGCCGGAGAAUCCAGUCCGGUCGGCCACCGCAGUGCAGGCUAGAGAUCAAAUUGCUCACAAGCUCUUGCACCAACAUCACGCCGGCACCAAGUUUCUAUAGAAUCAACCAAAAAAAAAAAUAACACAAGUACUGUAAUAGUUGUUAGAAUUUACAAUACAAUUUUGUGUUUUUUUUUUUAAUCUAUAAAGGCCAAUACUGUAAUUUACUUAUGUGCAUCGGAGAGCCAUGUACUCAUGUUACAGAAUUAAUAAAUAGUUAAUACAGGUUUAUUUCUCAGA
Molecule: messenger RNA, 1677 nt
Organism: Ipomoea triloba (trilobed morning glory)
Lineage: Eukaryota; Viridiplantae; Streptophyta; Magnoliopsida; Solanales; Convolvulaceae
Product: protein ALP1-like
Exons: 1
Coding region: 86-1498 (470 amino acids)
Source: RefSeq, a predicted model, not a curated record